AUGCUCAUCGAUGAUACUCAUGAAGAACUAUAUCUCCUUCAAGCACCCUUCCCAUUAUACAAAAUGGCGAAGAGCGUUGGCGAUAGCUUCAAAGACCGUCGGACCAUCUAUGCCCUGACUAAUGAAUCGACUAUCUCCGAUGAUCGACUAGAGGAAUUACUUACCGACGUUGUUCGGCACACCCCAAGUCCCUUUAACAGCCAGACAUCGCGGCUGAUCGUGCUCCUCAAGGAUGAGCACCAGAAACUGUGGAAUAUUGCAUAUGAAGUCGCCAGCUCAACUGUUUCUCCAGAAGUGUUUGACAAGGUCUACAAGCCACGGAUCGCCAUGUUUCGCGGGGGAUAUGGGACUGUGCUGUUCUAUGAAGAUCCUGCACCGAUACGGCCACUAGAAGAAAAGUGGCCGAUGCUAAUGGACAAAUUUCCGCAAUGGUCUGAACAUGCCAGUGCCAUGCAUCAAUAUGCGCGUGAGUCAAAGCCCAACAAGACCUUAAGUACAUUGCUGAUGAACAACCCCCUAGUCUGGACGCUCCUGGAAGCAGAAGGGCUUGGAUGUAGUCUCCAACACUACAACCCAAUGUUUGAUGCCCACGUUGCCGAACAAUGGAAGAUUCCUGCGGAUUGGAGUCUCAAGGCCCAGUUGGUCUUUGGGAAGCCGAUUGGUGGUCCCCGCGAAAAGACUUUUGAGCCUGUGAACCAGAGACUAUUUGUGCAUGGAAAGUAA
Molecule: messenger RNA, 723 nt
Organism: Aspergillus bombycis
Lineage: Eukaryota; Fungi; Ascomycota; Eurotiomycetes; Eurotiales; Aspergillaceae
Product: fatty acid repression mutant protein
Exons: 4
Coding region: 1-723 (240 amino acids)
Biological process (GO): cellular response to oxidative stress
Source: RefSeq, a predicted model, not a curated record